AAAAAAAACAAAACAAAAACAAAAACAAAAAAACAACAACAACAAACAAACAAAAACAGGAAUUAAAUUGAUUAGAUUAAUAAUUCUGUCAAAUAUUGAUUUUCCGUGAUUAACUUUCUUAUAUUUAGAUAUGACUUCAUUAUCCACCCACCCACCAUUUGUUUUUGAUUACAUUAACUGCAGUUUCCUGGAUCACAGGGGUGUGGGUGGGGUGGAUGGGUAAUUGCAGGUACCCUGCAAGCUGAUACCCAACGACGACCUCAGGAGAUUUGUUGUGAUUUAACUCCCCUUCUCUGGGCGCUGGUGACGACGACUUUCUCAUCUCCCAAGAUGAAGUACAGCCGUGACGUCAAGGGGGAAAGUAGGUCAGGCAACUACGUCGCGUGGCGCGGUGUGGUCGUCGCGUCUGCCGAGGUUUGGCGAGUCGCUUCGACUGUUUCGAUCCGGCGUGACUCGCAGCGCUGCCCAUCAUACACUUUGAUCUCCUCCCUGUCUGGCACAGGUGCAUCUGUCGGACGGACUUCACUGUCUGUUGUAGAGGCUCUUGGCUUGUUGUAGACCAUCUCACCUACAUGCAGCAGGAUGAACUACUCGACAACAAUGCAGUUUAUAGAGCUGUUCCACCGUUUCCGCGCAUUAUGGGACAAAACGGACAAUGACUACUUGAACAAGGAUGUGCGCACGCGCCAACGAAAGAUGAUUGGUCAGAGGAUGGGUAUGACAGAGGUUGACGUGGGGAAGAAAAUUUGCAAUCUACGGACUUAUUACAUCCGGGAGAUGGUAAAACGCGACAAGGCCGUCAUGCAGGGGGUGGCAACGCUCGAGACUUACUCAUCCAAGUGGCCAUACUUUGAUGCCCUCGACGUCUUCUUGGGGGGCGUGGUCCAGAAAAGACGCUACGAAUCCCUCAUGUCAUGUGGCGGAAGACACGAUAACAUGUACAUAGAAGACCACCACUCAGACACCGACAACGACAUGAGCGACCUCUGUCGGGUGGACGACAGCGACCAAUCGAAGGAAAUUGCUGGCAGCAGCGGGGCGACAACUCUUUUGUUCACGCCAGCUCAGGCGACAGCAGCAAGGAGGGUCAGGAGGGUCCACCCUUGAAGAGGGCAAAGGUCGAGCCUUGGUCUGACCUGGACCCUAGCAGCUGCUUCGCGGAGGUCUGCGACAACAACAGCAUCAGCGGCGGCGGCGUACAGCAGGAGCUGCGCGGUGCUGCCAACACCUCGCCCAUGUCCUCCACUGCCUCUCACCCAUCCCUGCCCCUCGGCGGGUCGCCAUCUUACCUGCGCCUGGCUCCUCCAGGGUCGGAGGGUCCAGAGAACAGCUGGCCACGAUCCGUUCCUCAGUCAGUGCCACAACGCACUCGAUGGUUAAGAUAUCUGCCGGCACGCAUGUGCGCUGCGGCUUCGGAGCAGGUGGUGUGGUGGUGGUGGUAGUGGAGGUGAGAUAGGGUCUGUCUGCGUGAACGGUACGACCUCUGGGCGAUGAUGAUGGCAGCAGCGACGGAGGAGGAGGAUGACGAUUGGCUGUUUGGACGUUACCUCGUGCGCGAGCUCAAGAAGGUGAAGGACUUCAAGGAGAAGCAACUGGCCAAGAUGAAGAUGCAGCAGAUCGUGACCUACGCACAGCUGGGUAUGAGUGUGCAGUCCUCUGAUGCUGACGUGGCCAAUACUUAAGCCUAACACUUCAAUCAUCUGGCUUGGAAAUAAUUUUACACCAAAAUGGACAGGAGGGUUGACUAUGAAGAAAAGUGUUUUACGUCAAGCCAGCUACAAAGUACAUCACUCCAAAGCAGCCACCCUUUAAACAGGUGUCAGACUCAAAUAAAUAAAUAAUGACCAGAUAUGAACCAAGGACUGCUGAUUCUCGUUGUAUUGGUGACACGCCAUUACGAGCUGUGCCACCCGACCGACCGCAGGGGAGGCAAUCAAGGGAUCGGGAAGUCGGGUGAGAGAGAGAGAGAGUGUUUAUGUAUGUC
Messenger RNA from Pomacea canaliculata, 1984 nucleotides. RefSeq lists its product as uncharacterized. The transcript is spliced from 4 exons. NCBI's taxonomy places the organism in Eukaryota, Metazoa, Mollusca, Gastropoda, Architaenioglossa, Ampullariidae. The coding region runs from base 583 to 1107 and encodes 174 amino acids. The record is from RefSeq and is a predicted model, not a curated record.